Micropterus dolomieu (smallmouth bass) is the source of this 2420-nucleotide messenger RNA. It is a transcript of the gene f11r.1, whose product is annotated as F11 receptor, tandem duplicate 1. Gene Ontology annotation, biological process: intestinal absorption; establishment of endothelial intestinal barrier; regulation of membrane permeability. The record is from RefSeq and is a predicted model, not a curated record. The transcript is spliced from 11 exons. Bases 192 to 1088 code for a protein of 298 amino acids. Gene Ontology annotation, cellular component: bicellular tight junction. NCBI's taxonomy places the organism in Eukaryota, Metazoa, Chordata, Actinopteri, Centrarchiformes, Centrarchidae.
CUCCAUGUAAAUGUGUUUGCAAAAGCUUUGCUCUAGUCAAACCUGUUAUUCCACUCUGUCGUUACUGUGGCUACUUGAGAGGAGCCCAUUUGCGGAAGUUACGGAGAAUUGUCACCUGGGCGGACUCCUCAGUGGGCCUACAAUUUAGCAGCGACGCCGUCGUGUUACAGACACCAGACAAACUUUUCGACAUGCUAGCCAGAGGGCUGGUUUCGGUGGCUUUGUUCUUUGUCGCAGUGACAGGUGUAAGUGGCUAUUCAGUCACUAGCUCCAAUACAGAUGUGCAGGUGAAAGAGAAUACAGGGGCCGACCUUACAUGCUCGUAUUCGGCUGACUUUGGUUCAAGUGCCAGAGUGGAGUGGAAAUUCAAUGACCAAAAAGGCUCCCAGGUGUAUGUAGUUUUUGAUGGGAAACCAACAGCGCAAUAUGCCAGCCAAGUGACAAUGUACGGUGGAAGUAAUCUGAGGUUCUCCACUGUGACCCGUGUGAACAAUGGAAUGUAUACUUGCGAGGUGUCUAGCGGCACUCAGUAUGGGCAGGUCCAAGUAAAGCUGACUGUUCUGGUGCCUCCAUCUCCUCCCGUGUGUAGGGUCCCCUCCUCUGUGACAACAGGCACGAUGGCCCAAUUGUUAUGCCACGACAUGGAUGGCUCACCUCCGCCCACAUACAAAUGGUACAAAGAUGGCGUUCUUCUGCCCAAUGAACCUCAGAAGAUUGCUGGCUUCCAAAAUGCCACCUACAAGCUAAAUCAAGACACUGGCAGCCUGGACUUUUCCAAUGUAGCCAAGGCUGACUCCGGUCAGUACUACUGUGAGGCUUCCAACAGUGCUGGUCCUCCUCAGAGCUGUAAAAGCAUUCAAAUGGAAGUCCGUGACCUAAACGUUGGAGGAAUCGUUGCUGGGGUAAUAGUGGUUCUGCUGCUACUGAUCCUACUGGGUUUAGGCAUUUGGUAUGCCAACAAGAAAGGAUACCUGCCCAAAAAGACUGAAAGCAAACCAAAGGCGAACGUGGUCUACCAGCCCCCGUCAUUGUACGGUGGUGAUGAAGAAGAUGGGGAAUUCAAACAGAAGUCAUCAUUCGUGGUAUAGUCUACAAUAAACAGUCACAACAGGGCACCUUGGUUUUAAAUGCAUCUCAGCGUGGGAUUUCUAUGAUGGUUUUUAUAGAUCAGUGUGAUUGUUUGAGUUGUCCUGACCUGUCUACUUUAAUGUCUCAGAUGCAUCGAUGUGUGGGGUUUAAGUAUCAACGCUAUGGGAAAUAAUUUACCACAGAAAGGUACUGAGACCUCUUUCAUUCGAUAGGAUUUUGUAAUAGAAUGAGCUGUGGCUACUAGCAACUUAUUUAAGCCUGAGACAUUUUCCACAUGUUUGGAGUGUGUAUUUCUGCGUGCUUCUGCUUUUCUAAUGAUGCAUCUGCCUGUAAACAUGUCAAAUCAAAUGGAGUACAGAUACUCCCUGCACCCAUAAUAGGAAAAAUCCAGGUGUAUAUAAAUAUAUUUAAUUAUUUUCUAGGGGAAAUCACACUUGAGUACAGUGGACACUCAUUUCUCUCUAAACACAGUGUCUUGAUAAAAUGUUUGUUAAUAUAUAAUCACAUUUUUAUAACAUUUAUUGACCCAUCACCUUAAUUUCCUCCAGUGCAACUCUCUUAUCAGUCAGCUUGUGAAAGGUUGGUGGAGGUGGAUCAUAGCCGAGUGCCUCUGAAAGAUAUCUUGUUUUUUUUUUUGUUGUUGUUGUUUUUAACAAAUGACAAAACUGUUGUACAAUAUUCUUUUUCUAAUACAGUUUAAGUUUCUUUCUUGUAAAUAAAGCUGUGUUUUAUAUCUAUAAUUUAGAACAAUUUUAAAAUCUGUUGACUUUGAGCUUCCUCACUACAAACUCUACUACAACUGCUUGUAUGACACUUUUUUUUUUUAUGUGCACAUUCUCUAUCCUUUCUAGUUGAACUACUAUUACAUUUGUCUGUCAGUGCUGUCUGAGACAGGUUUGUAAAGCUCUGGACGACAUUGGCUACACUAAUUGAACAUUAAAAGAGUGUAGACUGACAGUUAAGUAAAUGUCUUGUUAACAAAAACAGACUCAAUUCACACUUAAGAAAUUGGAAAUGUGAGUUUGAGUUAAUGAUAUGUUAAAGUUUUUAAAUGAUUACCAGCCCUAUCAUGAUUAAUUACUCAAACUGUUCUGAAGUUGUGGUUAUCAUAUUUGUUCUGGUGUCAUUAAUUUGAUACCAUCACAAAUUCUCAGGUCAUGCGUUUUAAGGGGUUUGAAAAGGUUAGACAUCAAUACAUAUCAUGCAUUUAUGUGAUAUUUCAGGUACAAUAUUUAAAUUGGGGAAGGUUUCUAGAAAUAUUAGCGCUGAUGAAUCAGCUUAUGGCUGUAACUUUGCCUUAUGUAUUGGUUAAUAAAAUGUUGUUAAAUUGA